AUGCCUGAUCAUGACAGUGCCGCGCUCCUAACCAGACAGACCAAGCGCCGACGAGUGGACAUCGGUGUGAAACGGACCGUGGGCAGUGUCACGGGGAUCCUACUCGACAGCAUGAAUCAAUCUCAUAGCCCUGAUCGGGACGGAGAUUGCUCGCUAGUUGGUCGAGGCCACGGCAGCACCAACGGUGAUGGUGAGAAAUCCAAUGUUCUGAGGAAAUUACUGAAGAGAGCCAACUCAUACGAAGACACCAUGAUGCCUUUUACCGGGGCAACCAUCAUCUCACAGCUUCUAAAGAAGAAUAUAGGGAAGAAUGGGGGGAGUGACUCUGGCUUUCAGGGUAGUGGAGCGCUGUCCAGCGGCGGCUCGGAAAUCCAGGCUGAAGAUGCCUGCAGCAAUUCCUCCUCCCAGGACCGCGACAGCCCAUCCAACUGCCUUUCGCCGGGACCUCUCCCUUCAGCACCGCCAUCAUUCGGACGACCCUUACCUCCUUCAAACCUCAGUUCCCACAGUCAAACACUGCCCCUUGCCUCAUUUGAUUUAGACAGGCUGUCGGAUGAGCACCUUCGAGCGAAGCGGGCUCGGGUGGAAAACAUUAUCCGUGGUAUGAGUCAUUCACCGCUUGUCCGAUCCAGCACUGACGAUCACAGCCAGGAAAGCAACCCAGGGGGUCUCAAUGUCGGUGAGGUGUACCGGGAGAACAAGAGGAAGCAGCGCCUGCCUCAGCAACAGCACAGCUUUGCCCAGCUGGUGUGUUCCAGGCAGGAGCAGCGGCAGGAGGAGAGGCGACAGCUUAAACUGCAGUUGGAAGACAUGCAGAAGCAACUACGCCAACUCCAAGAGAAAUUCUACCAAAUCUACGACUCCGAGACAGAAGAGGAGGAGGAAAACCGCGAGGGUGGUGGGGUGGACCGAAGCGCUGAAAGAGAUGAGGAUGGUAACCUUUCUGAGGACAGCAUCCGCUCUGAUGGCCUAGAGGAGAGGCACAGAGACAGAGGGCGGCGCCGUCAUGAUGACCUGUCAGACCUGGACCCAGGCUUGUUCCUUGACCGAGCCCGAGCCCUGCUGCGACAACAGGCCUUGAUGGAUAGGGAGAUGGAGGAGGAUGUGGUGGGGCGGUCGGGGGAGGACGAUGAUGAGAGGAAUGGGGAGAGAAUGAUGAAGAGGCAAGGGGGGAGGCAGUUAGCCGAGACACUGAAGCAGGAGCUCAAUUGUGCCGUCUCGCAGGUUGUUGACACGGUUGUUAAAGGCUUCUCAUCACCUCCCUUUGGCCCGUUGCCUUCUCUCACCCCAGACCAUCGUUUUGGUGGUAGCACCUUUGCCCUCAAUCUUCAUGGAGAUGGCAGCCCCUCCUCCAACUACCACUCCUCCAAUCCGAGGCUCCAUUGCUUCGGUGACAUAAUCGUACCGAGCCCAUUGGACUCAUUCAGUAGUCUGAGCGGAAGGCUUAGCGGAGUGCCGACACCAAACGAUCAAACGGAAGCACUCCCGUUGGUGGUGCGCAAAGGUGCUGACAGCAGCAGCGGAGAAGAGAAUGGGACCCCCUCUCUUCCUCCACCACCACCGCCUCCACCCCCUCAUCAUCCUUCCAUCCAUCCUUCCCCUCUCACAACUUCUCUUGGGUUCAGCCCUCCAUCCUUUCGCCAUCCCUUCCCCCUCCCACUCAUGGGCUACCCUUUUCACAGCACUCUGGGAUCGCAUAGCGGGGGCACAGGGUAUGCCCCGGGGCUGAAAGACCACCACCACAUUCACUCCUCCCCAGAUUCAAUGGACAUGACCCGUGAAACUGUAAGCCUGAGAACCAAAAUGGCCACUCUAGGAGGCUCACACCUGGGUCACCACCACAACAGGCAGAACUCUCCGAGUCAACACGGGCCAGAAGGUUUGUCGCUGUCGCUCAUUAAGUCUGAAUGCGGCGACCUAGCAGAUAUGGCUGACAUAUCACCAUACUCAAGCAGCACUAUCCAAGAGGGUUUAUCUCCCAACCACCUAAAGAAGGCUAAGCUCAUGUUCUUCUACACUCGUUAUCCGUCCUCCAACAUGCUUAAAAUCUUCUUCUCUGACGUCAAGUUCAACCGCUGCAUCACCUCCCAGCUGAUCAAGUGGUUCAGCAAUUUCCGUGAGUUCUACUACAUCCAGAUGGAGAAGUACGCCCGGCAGGCCAUCAAUGAGGGCGUGACUGCCGUCGAGGAACUGGCUGUGGGCCGCGAUGCCGAACUCUUCCGGGCGCUCAACAUGCACUACAACAAAGCUAAUGACUUUGAGGUGCCUGAUCGAUUUCUCGAGGUGGCCCAGGUGACUCUUCGUGAGUUCUUCAAUGCCAUCGUGGCCGGCAAAGAUGCUGACCCUUCAUGGAAGAAGGCGAUCUACAAGGUGAUCUGUAAGCUGGACAGCGAAGUCCCAGAUACUUUUAAGUCCCCAAACUGCCUCCAGGAACUGCUCCAUGACUGA
Messenger RNA from Nerophis lumbriciformis (worm pipefish), 2448 nucleotides. NCBI's taxonomy places the organism in Eukaryota, Metazoa, Chordata, Actinopteri, Syngnathiformes, Syngnathidae. The record is from RefSeq and is a predicted model, not a curated record.